AUGUCCAUCGGCGCUGAUGAGGGGCAGCCUGUCCUCGCGGUGCGGCAGUUCCGCCUCCGCGACGGUCAAGACACUGAUAGCAGCGACAGCGAGGAUGGAGUAGGCUGGCCAGCCUCGAGGUGGCGAGGUGGCGCGAGUGCAGCUGCGACGGCGGGGUCCCGUCUUGCGGAUGUGUCGCAGAGGCCCUCAUCGUUGACCGCUACCGUGGCCCCUUCCGCAUUACAUCCUCCAAGGGCAGGCUCCUCGAGCUCGUUGGAACUGUUCACAUCCUCGUCGAGGUCCUCGUCGCCAGCUCGCUCUGCACUCCCCCCAGACUUCCGGAAGCCAAUGGCCGCCGCCGCCAUCACCACCACGCAAAAGGGCGUGCUGAGUGAGAAGAUGAGUAGGAGCACCACCAGCAGCGGCAGCAACACCCGCCCACCGAGACACGACAUGGACAGUCGUAAGCACGGCGACAGCGACACCGCGCAGACCAGACAGUAUGUGCAGAGCGCUGGUUCACCUGUGAGAGCAUUGUGUACCUCGACGGCUACGUGUUCGACAAUGGAGGAGGAAAGGCAGACCAUGCCAGGCGAAACCAUUGCUGGCUAUGCUGCUGUGGUGGUAGCGGUUGCCUCUGCACCAUCACCGACUGCCUCCAACACACCAGCACUUUGCUCGGAUGCGGUGCAGCCACGAUCGGCCGCAACGGGUUUCUUCGAACGGAUAGAAGCGUCACCCCCUAAAGCCGUUGAUGACGCCGGCUUUACCACUUCCUUCACCUCUUUCUCGGCUGGCGCUGCAGCCGGAAAGUCGCAAGCCGCGGUAUCCACCACCGCCAUGGCUGCGCUGCGUGGUCCAGCCUCACCUUCCGCAACUGCACCAUCCCUUCCAGGCACAACCAGCAUGAGGUCUACCAUAAUAGAUGCUACCCCCACCGUCGCAGCCGCCGUUGUUCCAGUUUAUACAGGUGGUCCUAGUGAAGUGAGACAAGAGCCUCUCCAGACGAAGGUUGGCGUCGUGGUGUCACCGAUGAGGUUCCCUAAGGUGCCUCUGGCGGCCUCGAGCUCGUCGUCUUCCUCGGAUGAUGCUGCUACCCUACUGGCACCCGUUCGGGUUGCCAGGUCGGCCAGCGCCGGGUACCGUACCGGAGACGUGGACACUGCCAUACCGGGUCAAUCCAUACGCAAGCUCACAGUGCCUUUGACCACCGCUGCGGUGGCGGACACAUCAACAUCUUCCGCGUCUCCACAGCAGCCUCCACCGUUUACCACGCAGUCGUUCGUUGCUGCCGCUGCUAGACAAACUGUGACUCCAACGGAAGUCUCCACUGCAGCGCCUCAUGACGGAAGCAGCGCUUCAGGCAGUGGCUGUCCUGUGCUGUCCGGCCCGGGCGGUGUCAUGUACAAUCGUGUGAGCGCCCAGGGUCGCGGCUUCGUGCCGUCCAGCGUCCUCGAAGCUCCAUCACGACCCAGGUGGCACACUCUCCAGAGCGAACACACGACAUCACGCUCCUUUCUCGCUACAGUGGUACAGCCAGUGGUUAUCCCAGCAGCGCCUUCCUCACCCCCUGGUUCCACUCUCUCGACUCAAGCUGCUUGCGCAGCGGAGCCAUUGUCAGCGGCGGCGCAUGCGAGUUCGUUCUCCACGUCUCCACCUUCUGUGAACCUGCCUGCUCGCCCGCAGCGGCAAGCACCCCGCCUGCCGGGAGCGAUUCGCACCUCUGCUGUCCUCUCACUCAUUGAAGAUGAUGAUGCGGAGCGACAAUGUAGCUCUUUUUCGGCUACGAGUGCCCUAUUAAGGGAGCGAAGCAGGGUAGAUACAGGGCAACCGAAGACCGUGGAUGUGCAGCGCCGAGGCCCUCCGUCGUCACCAUCCGCGUCACCACCUUUGCCACCGCCACUAGCGACUUCCUUGUCGCCCGUCCAGCGUGCUGUUUCUUCUGUGGAUCGCGCAGCGUCGCCUCUCGUGUCUCGGUCUGCCGCUCUGACUGCCGCUCAGCGACAAUGGGAAGCGGCAUUGGUCAUCUAUGAUGAUCGCGUGCCUCCUGCAAAGCGGCGAGCGAAGAACCAGGCGCUGGCCGUGACUGGCAAAACAGCUGCGCUCGCUUUUGCAGACCCUGUGUCAGCUUAUCUGCUGCGCGGACUACGGAAGGUCGCCUCGCAGGAGGGGAAAAGGGAAAACUUGCUGACAUGUCGUCCCGUGUUGCGCAUUGGUGGUGGUGCUGCAAUGCGCAGGAAUUAUACCAGUGGUUUUUCUGAAAAGCACCCGCUCGAUGGUAGAGUCGUCAACGAUGACGACGAUUAUGAAGCUGCGGACGACAGUGACGGCGCCACUCGCGGUAGCCGUGACAACCACACUGCAUUGUACGGCUCCACCGAUCUACUCACUGGGCAUCGCCAAUAUCCUGGGUGGAGCUCAGCUGAUGACCGGUCAGCGAGGGUGACGAGAUAUUCCACGAGCAACCACACCGUGCAGCACCUCUUUAGCGAGGCUCGGCGGCAGCAGCGCAAGGUGGAUGUCGACUUCUCGAUGUCUGGCACUGGUAACGGUGGUUCGAUGUCAUGCGUAAUGAUGCAUCUCGAAAGGCAAGGCGCACAGACGGCGAGAGUCCUCAAAGCCACGCACAGCGACGUUAGUAGCGGAGCACUGCCGCCCGCAACGCUCCCAACCACUGCGGCAUCGAGAACGACCGCGGUGUCGCCUCGCACCGAUGAGGCGGUGAGCGUCGACCUGCUCAACUACCGUCACUCUCGCAGAAAGCAGUAG
Messenger RNA from Leishmania braziliensis MHOM/BR/75/M2904, 2748 nucleotides. RefSeq lists its product as hypothetical. NCBI's taxonomy places the organism in Eukaryota, Euglenozoa, Kinetoplastea, Trypanosomatida, Trypanosomatidae. The transcript has a single exon. The record is from RefSeq and is a predicted model, not a curated record. Bases 1 to 2748 code for a protein of 915 amino acids.